This is a messenger RNA of Impatiens glandulifera, 2167 nucleotides long. RefSeq names its product transmembrane 9 superfamily member 1. The transcript is spliced from 12 exons. NCBI's taxonomy places the organism in Eukaryota, Viridiplantae, Streptophyta, Magnoliopsida, Ericales, Balsaminaceae. Gene Ontology annotation, cellular component: membrane. The coding region runs from base 113 to 1879 and encodes 588 amino acids. The record is from RefSeq and is a predicted model, not a curated record. Gene Ontology annotation, biological process: protein localization to membrane.
UCUCUCUCUCUUUCUCUCUCGCCAGUCCGAAGCUUAAACAACAAAGUUGAGGCUCUUCCCGGAAACUCAAAAAAUCAGAUCUAUUCUCACUUCUUCUUCGCCGGCGCUCCAGAUGUGGCCCAUCUUCCGAUCCUUCUCCUUCCUUUUCUUCUUCCUCCUCCUCCUCUCGCCGGCGCUCGCUUCCGACUCCGAUCACAGAUAUCAAGAGGGUGAUCAUAUAACAUUGUGGGUAAAUAAGGUUGGGCCUUACAAUAACCCACAAGAAACAUACAACUAUUACAGCCUUCCUUUCUGUCAUCCUUCUGGCAAUGCUGCUCACAAAUGGGGUGGUCUGGGGGAGGUCAUUGGUGGAAAUGAGCUUAUUGACAGUUUGCUUGACAUUAAAUUUCCAAAAAACCUGGACAAGACUGUUAUAUGUGAGCUUGAACUUGAUGAGUCAAAGGUGAAGCAAUUUAAGGAUGCAGUUGAAAAUAGUUAUUGGUUUGAAUUUUUCAUUGACGAUCUGCCUCUAUGGGGUUUUGUUGGUGAGCUGCAUCCUGACAAGAACAGUGACAAUAGCAAGCAUGUGAUUUACACUCACAAAACUAUUAACCUGCAAUACAACAAGGAUCAGAUCAUUCAUGUUAAUCUUACACAAGACAACCCGAAACCUCUGGAAGUUGGGAGAAAACUGGACAUGACAUACUCAGUCAAAUGGACACCAACAAAUGUCACUUUCGGACGUCGUUUUGACGUUUAUUUGGAUUAUCCUUUCUUUGAGCAUCAGAUCCAUUGGUUCUCUAUUUUCAAUUCAUUUAUGAUGGUUAUCUUCCUCACCGGACUGGUAUCAAUGAUUCUUAUGCGAACUCUUCGAAAUGAUUAUGCAAAAUAUGCUCGAGAAGAUGAUGAUUUGGAGACACUGGAAAGAGAUGUUAGCGAAGAGUCAGGCUGGAAACUUGUUCAUGGUGAUGUUUUUAGGCCUCCUCGCAACUUGGCUCUUCUUUCAGCGGUUGUUGGCACCGGAGCACAGUUGUCUUUGCUUGUUCUUCUCGUCAUCUUGUUUGCAAUUAUUGGAAUGCUAUAUAUUGGGAGGGGAUCCAUUGUCACAACUUUCAUAAUAUGUUAUGCCUUCACGUCAAUCAUUUCAGGCUAUGUUAGUGGUGGGAUGUACUCGCGUAAUGGGGGUAAAAAUUGGAUAAAAGGAAUGAUACUCACCGCAUCACUUUUUCCCUUUAUGUGCUUCGGGAUUGGAUUUAUCUUGAACACAAUUGCCAUAUUCUAUGGGUCUUUGGCCGCUAUCCCCUUUGGCACAAUGAUUGUUGUUUUCGUCAUUUGGGCUUUCAUCUCUUUCCCUUUGGCUCUACUUGGCACUGUUGUAGGAAGAAACUGGAGUGGUGCUCCAAACAAUCCAUGUCGUGUCAAAACCAUUCCUCGUCCAAUCCCAGAGAAGAAAUGGUACCUCACUCCAUCAGUAGUUUCAUUGAUGGGAGGACUGCUUCCUUUCGGCAGCAUAUUCAUCGAGAUGUAUUUUGUGUUCACAUCCUUUUGGAACUACAAGGUUUACUACGUAUACGGGUUCAUGCUUCUGGUUUUUCUGAUCCUCACGAUUGUUACUAUUUGCGUUACGAUCGUUGGGACUUAUUUCUUACUUAAUGCAGAAAACUAUCAUUGGCAGUGGACCUCGUUCUUCUCUGCCGCAUCGACAGCUGUCUAUGUAUACUUAUAUUCGAUAUAUUACUUCUCUGUGAAGACUAAGAUGUCGGGCUUCUUUCAGACCAGUUUCUAUUUUGGAUACACCCUCAUGUUUUGCAUUGGUCUUGGAAUCCUUUGCGGGGCUGUUGGAUACUUGGGUUCAAACUUGUUUGUUCGGAGAAUCUACCGUAACAUAAAAUGUGAUUAGGACUCCCCCGGGAUAGAGAAGGAGUCAAGGCAACUUGAUUUCUUUAGAGUGAGGAUAAACCGAUGGGAAUCAUAUUAUUCAAAGAGGACAUGUAAUUCUUGCCGAUAAGAGCGGGGAGGACUCGUCAGUAAAUUCUCUCAACUUUUCAUCUUCAGAGACUGUAAGUGAACACACCGCUUAUUUUUACUACUACAGUUAAAAAUUAGAAUGCAAGAGAUUGUGUUUAUAAAGUUGACAUGUAAUCGGAUUUGAUUUUCAUGAUGUAUUUAGAGUAAUAUUUCAUUAUCA